AACGCCUGCCGAUUGAUUCCAAAUCUGUCUGUCAGCAGCGCUUCGUCUCGUUUGAAGGAGGAGAUAAUUGCAAGGGUGAAUUCUAAUUCUGAAGGGCACAAAGGCAUCUCCUAUUGUCCCCGUGCCCCUCAUGAAACCAUUUCCUGGGCCCUUUCCAUCUAAACUGAUGACCAAGGAUUCCACUGUAGCUUCAGCUCCUGCUUUCCCCUUUCAGAAGAUGGGCUCCUUCCGGAGGCCCCGGCCACGUUUCAUGAGCUCUCCAGUGCUGAGUGACUUGCCGCGGUUCCUGGCUUCUCGGCAAUCUCUGCAGCUUAGCUCUAACUCCGCAUGGAACAGUGUCCAAACAGCGGUGAUCAAUGUAUUCAAAGGGGGAGGCUUACAGAACAAUGAACUCUACACCCUCAAUGAAAAUGUCAGGCGGCUGUUGAAGAGUGAACUUGGAUCCUUCAUCACAGACUACUUCCAGAACCAGCUCCUUGUGAAAGGCUUGCUGUUCGUAGAGGAGAAGGUUAAACUUUCUGAAGGAGAGAAUCGCAUCCAUGUAUUAUCUGAAAUCUGGGAUCACUUCUUCACAGAAACUCUUCCUACACUUCAGGCUAUAUUUUAUCCUGUUCAGGGUCAAGAAUUGACUAUCCGCCAGAUUGCCUUGCUCGGCUUCCGAGACUUGGUCUUGCUAAGAGUAAAGUUGGACGAGAUUCUUCCUCAGGUCAAAAGCAACCUCCCAACUUCCAUUGUCCAGAUGCUACUGAUUUUACAGGGAGUCCAUGAACCUUCUGGUCCCAGUAAGGCCUUCAUGCAACUGGAGGAGCUUGUUAAACUGGUGGUCUCCCCAUACCUCGGCUUGUGUGAAGAACACUGCUUUCCUGGCAGUACGUGUGCCCUGGAGAGAAGGUAUUCCAGACCCCGCUCCAGACCCAAUGGGCUGAGCUUCGCUUCACACCCUGUGGCAACGCGGCAAGUCAGCGAGACUGCCUUGACCCCCCUGACGGAGCAGGAAGGCGAGGCGUACCUGGAGAAAUGCGGGAGCAUCCGUCGCCACACUGUUGCCAAUGCUCACUCCGAUAUCCAGCUGUUGGCUAUGGCUUCCAUUAUGCACUCAGGGAUGGUGGUGGAAGAGCCUGACAGUGGCGACAAAUGCCUCCUCUUGCAGCCCAGCUUAAACCAUCGGCAGUGUUCCAGUGAGCCCAGUAUAGCAGAUGGACCAGAGGGGCUUGGGACACCUACCAUGCAGGAAGCGACAGAAUUGAACUGUACAUCUGUCUGCUGAAACGCCACA
This is a messenger RNA of Elgaria multicarinata webbii, 1276 nucleotides long. It is a transcript of the gene PRR5L, whose product is annotated as proline rich 5 like. Gene Ontology annotation, biological process: TORC2 signaling. Gene Ontology annotation, cellular component: TORC2 complex. The transcript has 9 exons. Lineage: Eukaryota; Metazoa; Chordata; Lepidosauria; Squamata; Anguidae. The record is from RefSeq and is a predicted model, not a curated record. Bases 131 to 1267 code for a protein of 378 amino acids.